AUGUUGGAAUCUGAUGACACACCUGUGACUUCCUUUGAUUCUACCGGAUCUUAUCGUCACCGUACCCCUCAUCAGGACAUCAAUCCUGAACACAAUACUCCUAUUGACGAGGAUCCCCUCCGUAUCAAUCGAACACAAUUCCUUCAGUCUUUCCGCAUCUUGUCGAACCUCAACCAGGUCUACGCAUGCUUCGAUGCCGAUGUUACCAACACCGAUGAGACUACCGUCCCCACCAUUGUCAUCCCUCCUGUUGAAGUUGCACCCAAACGUAUUGAUUACUCUCAGUACCUCCCGUUCUUUCUCCAUGUACCUGUGGACAAGAUACGUCGUACCUUCGAAACCACAACACAGAACGCUUAG
Seminavis robusta is the source of this 360-nucleotide messenger RNA. Lineage: Eukaryota; Bacillariophyta; Bacillariophyceae; Naviculales; Naviculaceae. The record is from the annotation of a GenBank genome assembly.